Messenger RNA from Cuscuta europaea, 1826 nucleotides. The record is from the annotation of a GenBank genome assembly. NCBI's taxonomy places the organism in Eukaryota, Viridiplantae, Streptophyta, Magnoliopsida, Solanales, Convolvulaceae.
CGGUAAUCUAACGUUCUGAGGCUAAUCUCACAUUCCUUCAACCAAAAUAAGUGAAUUAUAAAAGUAAAGGCAACAUAAAACACAUGUCGGUUUUCCUUAAAAAAAGAAAAAGAAAAACCAGGUUGGACAUUCACGGAGCGAGACGAAUCUCCAGCCACAAUCGUGCACCACCGGCCCUCCACCGCCGCAAUCCAUCAUCGGUCUUCUCCAACAUCCGUUCUCCAUCGUCUCCAGUCUCCCCUACUACUGAUCGCUAGUCAUCCCUCCAAUCCCGUCUAGGUGAAAAUACGUUUGAUGCUAUAUUUUAUAGAUAAUUUAUUUAUUAAUUUAUAUACAAACACCCCCUAAAUAAGGAAAAGAAAAAUUAGAUACAAACACCCCCUAAAUAAAUACUGUUAAGGAAAAGAAAAAUUUGUGCAUUUAGGAAUUAGUCCUAUUAAGGAAAAGAAAAAUUUGUGCAUUUAGGAAUUAGUCCUAUUAAGGAAAAGAAAAAUUAGAUACAAACACCCCGAAAAAUUAGAUACAAACACCCCCUAAAUAAAAAUUAGAUACAAACACCCCCUAAAUAAAUUAGAUACAAACACCCCCUAUAUAAACACCCCCUAGAUAAAAUUAGAUACAAACACCCCCUAAAUAAGAAAAAUAAUUAUAAAUUAAUAAAUAAAUAAAUAAUUAUUAAUUUAUUUUAAAAAUUAGAUACAAACACCCCUAAAUAAGGAAAAGAAAAAAGAAAAACAAAGAGUAUGGCAAAAACUUGAAUGAUGGCGGUAUACAGAAUUAUCCGCAUCAAAAAACAUACGGCCCAAAUAGAGACGGAAGUUAGCGUGAUUCAACCAGAGAACGCAGCUUGCGUCGAGGGAAAUAGAGCAGCAGUCACUGGCUCACCGCAGCAGUCGACAAAGGCCAACUCCUUCCACUCGUGUGCCACCGGCCCUCCAUCGCUACUCUCCCUGCCGCUGAUCUCCAGACACCCAUCCACUCCAAUCUAGUUUUGCAGAUUUACGUGUUUGAGGCAGCAACAGCUUUAAGAUUAUGGCGAGGUCAUUAUCUAGCAUGCUCUUAAAAGGUCUUGCUGCUUAUCCUGCUACGCGUUCAUCCACCGUUGAAUGUAAAAGAUCCAUUUACUCAGCUAGGAACCGGUUCUUCGCUUCUGUGCCUAAUGAUCCAGACACACAUGCCGAUUUUCUACCUGCAAGUAAAGUUGAGAGUUCUGGUAUUUCAUUGAAGGACAUUAUUGAGCAGGAUGUCAAAGAGAAUCCCGUUAUGCUUUACAUGAAAGGGAUGCCUGAACAGCCUCGGUGUGGGUUCAGCUCUCUAGCAGUGAGGGUGCUACAAGAAUAUAAUGUUCCUAUAAGUGCUAGAAACAUAUUGGAUAGUUACGAGCUAAAGGAUGCUGUAAAAUCAUUCAGCAACUGGCCCACAUUUCCCCAAAUAUUCAUCAAUGGAGAAUUCAUUGGUGGGUCUGACAUCAUCCUCAGUAUGCACCAGAAUGGAGAACUCAAGGAAAAGUUGCAAAGCAUUGGCAAGCAAGGGAAGCAAAAUGAAUCCUAAUAGCAGGACGCAGUGUUUAUGGUGAGAACUAUUUUGCGAGGUCUUUUAAGUAAAAUAUAGAGUUCAGAAAAGUGUUUAUUUCCGGAUGUCAUAUUUGGUAUAAUUCAAACACGUCCCUAUUUACUUCUUGUGUAUGAGGAAUCUAUUAUAUCCAGUCUGUGUACUCUGGUAGUCUGGUAAAUAAAGCGACGUUCUUUUAUACCUUUAUUUUUUAACCAUGGUUAAUGAUAUUUUAGAAAUUGUUUCAGAUGAUGAAUGUAGUAAAUCAUGUCCCG